Messenger RNA from Melanaphis sacchari, 3444 nucleotides. RefSeq names its product exportin-4-like. Gene Ontology annotation, cellular component: cytoplasm; nuclear pore. Gene Ontology annotation, molecular function: nuclear export signal receptor activity. NCBI's taxonomy places the organism in Eukaryota, Metazoa, Arthropoda, Insecta, Hemiptera, Aphididae. Gene Ontology annotation, biological process: protein export from nucleus. The record is from RefSeq and is a predicted model, not a curated record. The transcript is spliced from 21 exons. The coding region runs from base 1 to 3393 and encodes 1130 amino acids.
AUGGAGCAAGUACAACAGAUAUUGCAAGAACUUGAAAUGGCUGGCAGUAUAAUGCUUGCGUCACCUUCACUCGUGACUAAUGACCAGCGUAGUGCUGCUGAAGCAGUAUUUAUGAAUUUUCGCAAGACCAACAUGCCUUAUUCAAUCUGUCGAUAUAUUCUUGAUUGCAGUAAAGUAGAUUUUGUUUUAUUUGAGACUGCGGGGACAUUAAGAGAUGCACUUAUACGAGAUUGGAUUUUGUUAUCACAAGAUCAAAAGAAUGAACUUAGACAAUAUUUAUUUCAAUUUAUUAUGCGUGAUGGUAACAUUGCUCCAUUCGUUAGAGAACGAAUUUUACAGGUCAUUGCAAUUAUGAUUAAAAGAGGAAGUGUUGAAGAUGGUGGUGAAGAAAGAAGUAAUAUUUUAGAUGAAGUUGAAAAGUUAAUUUUCAAUGGUGAUCUAAAGAAGCAAAUUUUGGGUUGCUCUAUAAUUUUGGCAUUAAUGCAAGAAUACUCUACUACAGUUAAAUCUACUGAUGUGGGGCUAACUUGGGAAUCUCAUUAUUCUGCAAAAAAAGAAUUUGAGGCCAGAGAUUUAAGACGUAUUUUUAUAUUCAGUACUCGUGCAUUACAUGAAAUACAAAAUCUUCCUCAACCAUUAUCACCUGAUAUUUUGACCGUUCUUAAACACUUAUUGAAUAUAUGUGAAUCCAUUUUAGUUUGGGGAUUUAUUUCUUCUAAUAUGCCCAAAUAUUUGAUUGGAAUGUUCGAGGGAAUAUAUAAUUCUGAAAAUAGCCCUAUUUUAAAGCUCGGAUCAGACUGGAAAGAUAUCAUAACAAAUCCUAGUACUGUUGAUUUAUAUUUUCAUAUUUAUUGGAUGGUAAGAGAUAAUCCUCAAUUUUCACAUCAUUCUUUGAAUUGUCUUGUACAAUUAUCUUCAAUUAAUGGUAAUAUAUGGACUGAUACAAGUGUACGAAUGAAAUAUAUGGAAAAUUAUUUAGAAAAUUUUAUUAAACUAGUAUCUACGGUAAAAAUUUUAGAUCGUGAAUCAAUAGGAAUUUCUACCAUUAUAAAAAGAAUAAUAAAUGGAUAUUCUCCUUUAGGAUUUCUUCAAUUUCCUCCAGAUCUUGUAAAAAAAUUUUUGGAAAAUACAACUCAUCUUACAUGCCAGUUUGCUGAAGGCGCUGCUACUGAAGAAAAUUUAUCUCAAGAUGAUCAAAUGUUUUUUGAAGCAUUCAAUAAUAUUUUACGACCCUGGGUAUCUAUUAUUGCAAAUAGCAAUCAAUCUUUUCCAGAACAAUUAUGUAAGAACGCAUCCAUACAAAUUUUAAAUACGUACAUAAAAUGUCACAUUUCACCACCAAAUGGUACAAAAACUUUUGAUAAUGAAUUUAAUGAAAAUGAAGAGGAUGAUCGAGUUGUCAACAAAGAACAACUCCAAUAUAUAGGAAUAUUUGGAAGACUUAUUCCAGAACAUUCUUUACCUCUACUAGUAACUUUAAUAGAAGGUCAAAUUAAAGAAAUGAGAACAAUAAUUGAACAUGUGCACAGUAGAGGAAGUUGUCAGUGGCCAGAGUCUUUUCAGCAAAAAAUUGAUGCUGUUAAUGAAGAUAUUCAUUGGUUGUUUCUCAUAGCAGGACAUAUACUCACAGUGGAUAGUGAGGGUGAACCUAGUAUGAUUCCUUCAGAAAUAAUGCAUCAUAGUAUAGAACAGAGUAAAAAUGUUAAUAUAAAUUUAACAUUGAAGUUUCUUACUAAUCAAAUGUUAGUUAUGGAUGUACCUGGCUCAGCAGAAGCUGUAGAUGAUGUUAUCAAACUGGUAUCUAUUGCAUUUCAUCUAUGUGAAUUAGAAAAAAAGUUAAUAGAAGCUAAAAUGGAAAGUCUUUGUAGCCCAUUGUUAAGUGGUACUAUAGUAUGGUUUUUGCGUGAAUUUUCUCAAGCAUACUUGAUGCCAAAUGAGACUUAUUACAAUGAUCUUAGUAUGACAUUAUUGCAAGCAUUUGGUCAACAUACAGAAGCUGCUAAUUGGGUUUUAAAUUACUUGCUAAAUAAAGUUGAACAUAAUAUCAAAUCACCUCUGUAUGCUGAUGUGAGUCUUAUUGGAGAUACAAUUGGAUUAUUAAUAUCUAUGGUAGAUAUUAGACACAAAGCUGAAAUUGUAAUCAAUUGUGAAGGGUUUUGGAAAUUAUUUGAACUUCAAAAGCAAGAAGACCAAUUAGCUCCAGAAGUAAAAGAAGGAUUGUAUAAAGCAUUUUCUUUAGCUGCAGAUGCCUUUAUUGCAAAUGAUAAACAAAAAGAUUAUUGUAAUCGUGUGAUAACUCCAACACUAGAUAAAUUCAAGAAGCUAUUAAGUAAUGACAAUUUUAGAAAAAUUUAUGAUAAUGAUGUUGUAAGAUUAGAAAUUAUGGAUAUACUGAACAAUUGUAUUGGUAUGGCCAGUGGAGCAGUUAUUAAUACCACACCAACUAUUUUUGCUGUUUUACAUCCAAUGCUAAAUGAGUUUUCAUCUUUAAUUGGACUAUAUCAUAACUAUCAAGUUAUUGUUCACCUAAUCAUUCAACUUUUUGUUGAAUUUGCCAAGAAAAUGUUGUGUUUUCUUAGAGUGGAAGAAAGUGAUAAGUUUUACAUGUCUUGUUAUCAAAUGGUGGAUAUGUAUGCUCGCUACAAUAUUAAUCGUAUUUCUUUAGAUUCUGAUGCUGAAGAUCAAUGUUAUCAAGAUCUUUAUGUAUUUUUAGAACUUCUAACCCAUGUUAUGUCAAAAGAGGUUUUAGAUCUUAGCUCUGAUGGAAAAACUACUACCGGAAAGACAGCUGGGGAUGUUUGUGUAUACGGGCUUCAAGUAAUUUUACCGUUGAUGACCAUAGAUCUCUUAAAAUUUCCUGCACUUUGCUUUCAAUACUAUAAAUAUGCUGGAUAUAUGUGUGAAAUGGUUCCAUUGAAAUUAUGCAUUGAAAAUGUUGAUAUUUUUAAAGGAGUUUUGACUACAAUUGAAUUAGGUUUGACUAUGUUUGGCCAUGAAAUUACUCCAAUGUGCACAGAUUUUUUACAAUCAGCUGCUUCGUUUAUGUAUAGACAUGAAAACUGUACUGUGCAUGAAGCAUAUAAUUUGCUAAAGCCAUUUUUAAAUUUUUUGAUGAAACUUAUAUUAUCUUGUCAAAUAAAUUCGGAUGCACUCUCAAGUACUGGUCACGCACUUUAUACAUUAAUAUGUUGUUAUCCGGAGGAAUUUCAACAAAUAUCAAUGCAAUUGAUCAAUGAACAAACUGAUGCAACGGUCAGGGAUAGAUUGCAUAAUGCUUUUACCUUGUUAACAACUGGAAUUGAUUUCAAUGGUCAACAUGCUAUGAAAUGUCGUUUUAAAAAUAAUUUUGAUAGUUUCACAACAAAUAUACGAGGGUUCCUAUUUAUUAAAUAAUAGAAAUAGCGAAGUAAUUAAAAAUAUUUAUUAGUUUGUUUUAAUAUUUUA